GAGAGAGGCACAUUCGAACUGUGACCGUCGCACAGUCCAGACACACUCGAUCCGCUCCGAAAAGAGAACCGCAGUUUCCAGUUCUUAGAGACAACGCCCUCACCAGCACAUCAACAUCCAAACAACACAUCAGCCAUGCACGGAUACCGAACAUACAACAUGGAGAAUCACCAUCACGACUCCAAUGCCGUGGACCAGAAGCCGCUCGUGGUCGACCUCAUGGCCACGCAAUACGGCAAACCCCAGACGCCGCCGCCUUCUCCAAAUGAGUGCCUCUCCAGUCCGGACAACUCGCUGAACGGCAGCCGCAACUCCGAGAUUCCCGCUGAUCCGUCGGUUCGACGCUACCGAACCGCCUUCACACGCGAUCAGCUUGGACGUCUCGAGAAGGAGUUCUACAAGGAAAACUACGUGUCCCGCCCGCGUCGCUGCGAGCUUGCUGCCCAGCUCAACCUGCCGGAAUCCACCAUCAAGGUGUGGUUCCAGAACCGUCGCAUGAAGGACAAGCGCCAGCGCAUCGCCGUCGCCUGGCCCUACGCCGCCGUUUACUCCGACCCCGCUUUCGCCGCUUCCAUCCUGCAAGCGGCUGCCAAUAGCGUGGGCAUGCCCUAUCCCCCAUACGCCGCUGCCGCCGCAGCUGCCGCCUCCAAUCCGAUGCUUCCCACGAUGGCAGCGAUGCCCUCGAUGCAGUCCAUGCAGUCGAUGCAGCAGAUGCAGUCCAUGCAGUCCAUGCAGUCGAUGCAGGUCCCCGUCGGAGGGCACGCACCCUCGCCGUACGGACAAUACCGCUACAGUCCGUACCACAUUCCCGCCCGCCCGCACCACGCGCCGCACAUGCACCCACACGGGAUGAUGGGAGCUGCCGCCGCCUCCUCUGCGAUGGGAUAUCCUGGAGCAGCCAUUGCCGCCGCCAUGCCCUCUGCCUCCUGCUACGCGGCCCUCACGGUACCCAAGACACAGACACCGCCGCUGGAUCUGCAGUCCUCCUCCUCGCCGCACUCCUCCACCCUCUCGCUCAGCCCCGUCGGCUCGGACCACACCAAGGUGUUCGACCGAAGCCCCGUUCCGGCGACUGCGACUACCACCACCACCAGCCCACUGCCAGCUCCUGGUCUCCUGAUGACCAGCGCCAAGCGUCCUGCCUCUGAGAUGUCGCCACCGACGACGGUGCUGGCGGAGCCCAAGCCUAAGCUCUUCAAACCCUACAAGACUGAGGCGUAGGCAUGUCCUCCUCCCCCGCUCCCUCAAAGGAUUGUACAAAUUAGCCUUAGAAUGUCCAUCCACCCUCCACCCCCCUCCCAAAUCCUAUUUAUUGAAUGCCCCUCUGGAUGGAUGAUAUGAUAUUGUAAUCUAUAGUUGAAUAUUAGUGCUUAAGUUCCAACACGAAAUCAAAAAUAAAUCUACAAAACAUUCGAAAUUAUA
Molecule: messenger RNA, 1422 nt
Organism: Drosophila miranda
Lineage: Eukaryota; Metazoa; Arthropoda; Insecta; Diptera; Drosophilidae
Product: segmentation protein even-skipped
Exons: 2
Coding region: 136-1221 (361 amino acids)
Biological process (GO): regulation of transcription by RNA polymerase II
Cellular component (GO): nucleus
Molecular function (GO): RNA polymerase II cis-regulatory region sequence-specific DNA binding; DNA-binding transcription factor activity, RNA polymerase II-specific
Source: RefSeq, a predicted model, not a curated record